This is a messenger RNA of Coffea arabica (coffee), 2447 nucleotides long. Its product is annotated as cytochrome P450 CYP72A219-like. NCBI's taxonomy places the organism in Eukaryota, Viridiplantae, Streptophyta, Magnoliopsida, Gentianales, Rubiaceae. The record is from RefSeq and is a predicted model, not a curated record. Gene Ontology annotation, molecular function: heme binding; monooxygenase activity; oxidoreductase activity, acting on paired donors, with incorporation or reduction of molecular oxygen.
AUGAAACAACUGUAAAAUUAUGGAGAAUUUUAUGCUAGCAAUUUCACCAUGUUUAAUUGCCCUGUUGGUUUGUGCAUGGAGAGCCCUGAACUCUUUAUGGUUGAGGCCGAAGAAGCUAGAGAAGUGCCUUAGAGCACAGGGUCUUUCCGGGAAUUCAUACACACCAGUCUAUGGAGAUUUUAAAGAAAUGGUUUCGAUGAUUGAAGAAGCUUAUUCCAAGCCAAUCAAUCUUUCUGAUGAUCUUGUACCCCGAGUUAUACCGAUGGUCACCACAACCAUCAAGAAAUAUGGUAGCAAUUCCUUCAUAUGGCUUGGUCCAUAUCCUGCAGUCAUCAUCCUAGACUCUGAAUCUAUAAGGGAGAUCAUGGUGAAGUAUAAUCUCUUCCAGAAGCCUCACUUUCACCCGCUUGGCAAAUAUCUGAUACAAGGUCUAGUAGCAUCUGAGGGCAAGAUAUGGGCAAAACAUCGAAAGAUAAUCAAUCCUGCUUUCCAUCUAGAGAAGCUCAAGCUGAUGCUACCAGCUUUUCAUUUAUGUGCCACCGAAAUGUUGAGCAAAUGGGAGGAAAGUGUUUCACCAGAAGGAACCUGUGAAUUGGAUGUUUGGCCACACCUGCAGACUUUAACCAGCGAUGCAAUUUCUCGUACAGCAUUUGGUGGUAAUUAUGAGGAAGGAAGAAAGAUCUUUAAGCUUCAAAAAGAACAGGCAGAGCAGGUUAUGACUGCUGUAAAAUCAUUCUAUUUUCCAGGAUCAAGGUUUUUGCCAACUAAGAGGAACAGAAGGAUAAAGGAACUUCAUAAAAAAGUUGGAGCUGCAGUAAGAGAAGUUAUUGAUGAAAGAUUAGAAGCAAUGAAAGCAGGGGAAUCAAGUGAUAACGACUUACUGAGCAUACUAUUGGAGUCUAAUCUUAAAGAGAUUGAACAAAAGGGGGAUAAAAGUUUUGGUUUGAGCAUCAAUGAUGUCAUUGAAGAGUGCAAACUAUUCUAUUUUGCCGGGCAGGAGACAACCUCAUCAUUGCUUGUAUGGACAUUGGUUUUACUGAGCAGGCAUCAGGAGUGGCAAUCCCGGGCUAGGGAAGAGGUUUUGCAAGUUUUCGGGAGAGAUGAGCCAAAUUUCAAUGGCCUUAAUCACCUCAAACUUUUGACAAUGAUCUUGAACGAAGUUUUAAGACUAUACACUCCACUGCCUGUAAUUGAUCGAACAGUUCAGGAGGAAACUAAAGUAGGAAAAUAUACUUUCCCAUCUGGGGUGCGGCUCAUGUUGCCAGUACUCUUACUGCAUUAUGAUGUCGAAAUAUGGGGUGACGAUUCAGAAAAGUUCAAUCCAGACAGAUUUCAUGAAGGAGUAUCAAAUGCGACAAAAGGCCAAGCUUCAUUCUUCCCCUUUGGUUGGGGACCUCGAAUAUGCAUUGGACAAACCUUUGCUAUGAUUGAAGCAAAAUUGGCUAUGGCAAUGAUUCUCCAGCGCUUCUCCUUUGAACUUUCUCCAUCUUAUACUCAUGCUCCUUACACCAUAGUUACAAUUCAACCUCAGCAUGGUGCUCACUUGAUUCUACGCAAAUUAUAGCUUGAAGAACUUGUCAACCCACACUUGAUUGAUUUUUAUGAGUAACGAUAUGCAAUUGCUCUAUCCUUUUUUCCCAAUCCAUACUUCAUUAUCAAUCCUUAUGCCAAUUGUAACAAAAAGUAAUCCAUCAUUUCUUCUUCUUCAGUGGAUGUAAGGAUCAAGAAUAUGAUUCCAGUGGUGAUCCUUCAUUGAUCUUUAUAUUUGUCUGUGUAUCCGUGUUUCAAUAACUGUACAUGUGUGAGACAUUGUGGGAGUACUCUGAACAGUGAUACCUUUACCUGUUACUUGUGGUUAGGUAAUUCUGCAUCACCAUUCUCCAGAAUCUAUUAUUGAGUCAUUGACAAAUGACAAUGUAAACUUCAUCGAUGCGAAUACUUUUCUGUAUUAGUUUUUAAAAGAACUAUUUUGUAUGUGAAAGACCACUAGCUUCCAAAUAGCAAACCAUCUAAUAUUUCCUGAUCUUAAAAAAGAAAAAGUCCGUUUCUCAUGACUCACGGUUAUCCUUGAUGUUGAAGGUUGUUUUUAGUCCCUACAUCACAUUUUUACAAGCUGAACCCUAUUCUCCAUUAAACAAAGCACGUGCAACUUGUACUGAAGAAGGUAUAUUGUUGACCAAUUGUGCCAAUGUGUCAUGAGAUACAGCAGGAAAAAUAUCAGUCACCAAAGAUUUGUUAAUAUUGAGAUAUAAAAGCUGCUCUAGUUGGUAAGUUUGGAGGCUGAUUUCUGUUUCUGAUACUCAAAUCCUCGAACUCUGUGAUCAACCAUGAUAGGUUUAACGUGUUGCACCAGAUGGACCAAUGCUGAUAAAUCCUUCUUCUUGCUAAUGAUCCCUGGCACUGGUACAACUGUCUCAGUACUUUCAAAUUCCAUAUAUGUCAAAGUC